AUGGAGGUGCGCCUCACGAGUGUUGUGCAGUUCUUCGAGAAGACACGAGAGACCAGCUUGGACAAGGUGAUUGUCACAGAUCUUCUUGGCUUGUCAGAGGCUUUGGUCUCCAGCAAUGAGGCGACGCCACCUACGCUGUCGGCGGUGGACAGCGUACAAGCUCCACUGGGCAGUUUUCACGAGAGCAGUGCUGUGCUGACAUCCAACGUCCUCACAAAGACGGUCAAGACUUUCAAUGACAUGCAGGGUGCGACUGCCAGCCAUCUCUUUGACGACACCAUGAUGUACUGGUAUCUCAAACGCAACGUCUUUCAGAGCUUGGCAGAUUUCUUUGAGCACAAGGUGGCGCUGUAUAUGCGAUUUGAUAGGGACCAGCUGCGACAGCUAAAAAGCUGCCAACUCCAGGUGGGCCUGGUGAACGAAGCUAUGUUCAAUCUGGUCAAGGACGACAUCAAGGAGGAUCGGCGAUUGUUUGCAGCGUUUCCCUUUCUGAAGUCGAAUCCGUUCUGUUGGCGGCCAGACAACUGGAAUCCCAUCACACAUCGGUUUUCUCCCGGCACGGAUGCAAGCGUCACGGCAAAUCUUGUCACAUUGCAGGCAACCAUGCGAUUAGACGAGUUGCUGCAGUUCGUCUUUGCCACAGGUUGGACACUGCCCCAGGCGCCAUCUUCAGCCGACAUCAACUUGAGGCUGAGGACGAAGCUUGCUGGCGAGUGCGAUGCCUACGAGGAUUUCCAAGCAUCGUGUUCAGCGUGCAGCCACUUUCCUUGCCAAAAUGGUGGGAACUGCACAGACCUACCCGGAUUCAAGUACCAGUGCAGCUGCAGGGAAGGUUUCUUCGGGGAGGAUUGUUCGGAGACAGAUGUUUUCGGGACUCAGCGGCGACUCAAUGUGAUGGAGGAUUUCACCUGCAACUCUACGCAGGCCGAGUCCGAAUACCCAGACGGAAAGUUCUGGUGUCAGUGUCGAAACGGCUCUGAAGUUCUAAUUAGGUCCAACUUGAUGGCAGUGAUACAAAGCUGGGGCAUCUUCUUCAAUUAUGUGACCAACUUCAACAACAGCUACUCCGAGAUAACGUGUGCAGAUGCAACUAUGACGGUGAAGACGACUUCGAGCCAGAAUGCCUUUGCCACCAGUCUGAGGACGGCAGCGGCUCCGAAUGCGUCACAGGACGAGUUGUACAUUCAGCAAAAGGACUGGGGAAGCGGGUUCGGGACAGCCCCACCCUUCUACUUGAUGCUUUCGGGCCUUGCUGGUAUCGAGAGGAUUCUGAUCAGCGAGAUCCAGGUUCCCAGCUCGAAUUCCACCGAUCCCUUCGUGCUGCACACUUUCCGGGGCCUUGACAGCGGAUUCCGUCUAAAGUUCGACCUGGAGGAUCCAGGCGAUCCGCCUGCCACCCCAUCCACCAAGUGGAUCUGUCACGCGAGGCUCUACAACGAUGGCAGGCAAUGCGAUUGUCGAUGCGGGAUGCCGGACCCAGACUGCUUGUAUCCAAAUUUGGCGGUGAAGAACUGUGGGCAUGGCGAGGUGUGCUCAAGGAUGGGACGGUGCACGACACCGGAGGCCUCUGCAGGUCUUUCAGAUGCUACACGGGUGUAUGUAUCUGAACCGUGCACCCAGUUGUUCCUCCCUGGCAGUACCGACCUGGCGGGCUUCAUGGGCACAGAGGAGGAGUAUCGGAACGCGAGUGGCGGUGGUUGUCCUACUUGUCCGCACGAGCCCGGCGAUUUGUAUGGCGGUGCAGCAUCUUUGAGCGAGAACUGCGAUGACAACGGUCAGUGCCUCCAGGAGUUCAUGUGCCGAUACAAGGCUGAAGGCUUCAUUGAUGCUCGGUUGGUGAAGCAGUUCGACGAGUACCUCGAAGGAGCUGGUGAGUUGUUUGACCCUACCAGACGGGGCUUUUACACUUUAGAGGGUGGUGCGACGAAUGCAAGCAACGCAUACCGCCUCGUGGUUGUGAAGCUAGGAAGCAGGAGUCCGUUUCCCUUUGGCAACGAUGUUGCCGCAUACAAGUUGGACAUCAACCAGGAUUGUGGUGGCACCGCAUGUGGGAACAAAGAGAUCAUAGAGGUAGUCCGAGCAGGAGCACCCGAUCGGAGCAACAGACAGGUCUUGAUGGUCAGAGCCCUGGCUCCAAGUGGGUUUCAGAAGCAACACUUCUCAAUUGGCAGUGUGAUCUCGGCUUUGUCGGAGAGCUCGACGGACGUCAUUGUGGAACUGAGCAAGGACAAGUAUCACUUCCCGAUCAGCGGACCGUUCCAGGGCCAGUUGGAUGCAAUUGGGAUUCAAUUUCAACAAUCCUCCGCGACACAGACCAAGAAGAUCCAGCGCCUCCUUCUGGAAACACCCCUUGAGCUAACGGCCGGCGUUCGCACCAGUAUAGUUCAAGAUGUACCUCAAGGUAUGAAUCCAGACGCCAGCCUCCAUCCGAAAGCUGCCUUUGACGAUGCGGUGACGAUCGCCUCCCAUCCAUGGUAUGGGGCGACAGUAGUCUCGAAUCAGCUGGACAUGUACAGCUGGGAAUGGCCCAUGGUUGACCUGCUUGGUCUGGGAGCUAUCCAGUCGACAUCCUCGCUGGCCUUUACCUUGAACACAUCAGAGUUUGUCGACGAAGACAGGGGCAAUGGGUGCUCGGAGGCAUAUAUGGAGAACACGUCGACGAUGAAAUGGGUGAAGGUUGAUGACGCCUGGCAGGGGCUUUUUGGAUCUGAGGUCACGCCUGACAUGCUUUGUGACGGAAUUCAUGACGGGCAUGCAUUGGUGACGGAUCAGGGUAUCACAGAGGCUUUGGCUUCAGCAACGGACCGCAACAAGUCUCUCAUUCUUCUCAUUCGUGACAUAACAGGCACGCAAGUGACGAACUUCGAGAUCCGCGAGGUGGUAAAUGCAUGGAAGUACAGGGCACCGGUGUGGUGGCCGGAUGACCCAGAAAGUUGCUGGCUCACGAAUGACUCCAUGGUUGCCACGGAUCAUUGUUCCUGCAAAGACGACUGCCGGUGCAUGCCAGGGUGUUCCGAGGCAGACUGCUCGACGGACAAUGUUUCACAGAGAAGCUUCACUUGCGCCUACAGCGGUGUUGCCGCAAACAUGACUGAGAGGAUCCAAGUCAGGGGAUCGCUUCGCUGGCUACCGGAGGACUGGUCUUGUGGUGGUGAUGCCCUGGCAACAAGCUCUUAUUUUGCAGAUGGAACCUGUGAUUGUGGAUGUGCGAGAUACGAUCCAGACUGCGCAGGGUUGUCCGGCAAUCCACAGGCCUUCGCGGAAGAAAUUGAUGGUGGCAACGGAAGUGUCCGAAACUACUGUGCCAACGAGGCAGCCUUGCUGGGAACCGACGGUUGGAACACUACAGUCACAUCGGCUGGGUGCCAGGGUUUCUUCUUCAUCCAGUUGCAUGCUUCCUCAACUGCACCCAGAAGAUGGUAUCCGACUGGAGUCUGUCGAAGGGAAGAAGAUGUAUCACUCAUGUUGCAGUUUGACGCAACUUGUGCAUACGACGACGCUUCGGAGUUCCAAGCUGAUCGAAGCAUCAUACUACGCGUAAAAGACGUCAGUCUUGGAGAAAACUGCGCAAACUACACUGAUGCUGAUGCGAGGUGCGCAUGGGGCAGUGUUUCCGAGGCCAAGUACCACUGCAGCCGCUUGGAACUUUGCAAGGCUGUCUACUGUGAUACCAACAUGUGCUUUGCUGCCACCAGCACCAACAUGAGCUUCUGGACAGUGCCACCUCCAUCCGUGGAUGACAACUCAUCGUCAACAGCAAGUGCUUGGUUCAAAUCAGAUCCUGCUUGCCAUUCAGCUCUGGCCUGGGUACUGGCUCAAAACAGCUCUCAGACCUGUGCAGAGGCUUGCGAAGCUCGAGGUGACGUUUGCGACGAGAUCGCCUUGAAUCUGAUCGACACUCCGGAAGAGAUGAACUUCUUAAAUGAGCAGGUAAACCUGUCCUGCCUCAGCUUCACGAACCACUCAUUUGGCAAUGCGCCUGGCAUUUGCACGAACAGCUCCUGCUGCGGUGGUGAUUGUGCUGGCCAAUGUGUGUUUGGUCACACGGGUACGAAGAGAAGUUGUGGUUCCAGUGCUGGCGACCAUGAUGGUCUUCUCCGGAUUUGCCCUUGCGGUCCUUCCGGACAGGUCACAGAGACUGCUGUGAAUUGGACGGUGACGGCUCAUGUCCCUGAGCUUCCAGACUUCGGAGAGGCGAGGCCUGUGGUCGUGGGUGAGGAGCUGGAGCUCGGCAUGCUCCAGGCGGUUCUGUCACGGCAGAUUCUGCUGGACAACACCUCUUCUAGAUACAGCCGCUACGUGAGCAUCCGAAAUGGUUCAUGGCCGUACUCUGCGGCCAAUACAAGCGGUUGGGCUUCGGAUUGGGCCUCCAAUGAGGUGGGGCUCAGGGCCUUAUCCUUCAAUUUUACUCCGGACGUCAAUGCAUCAGCGCCGACGUCCAGCUGGCACAUGACAUGGAGGUACGUGCUUCAGACCGGACGUGUAGUCAGCUCCGUGUGCCCUUCACGCUUUGGUACCUCAUGUUCCUUUACGCCAGCACACGUUUUCAUCAAUGGCGUCCUGGUCGAAACGAUUCGAUUUUGGGCGGUGGCCGAGUCAUCGGUGGAACUCGACAGCUGGGUUGCCAGUGAGGACGUGGUCAGCAGCAGCGACACCUGUAUUGGAUGCAAAAAUAUGACGGUAGCGAUUUCUUUGAAGAACAACGGGGCCAACGAGGUCAACAUCGUCCUGGAGGAAUCUGAAGAUGCCACAGAGGCCAGCUACAGCUUGAGCGUGCAGCAGCUGAAUUUCUUGCCAACCUGCCAAGUGGCCACGCAGGAUACGUGGAAAUAUCGCUUCUGCAAGCCGUAUGACGCUACGCCGACUUGGGACAAGUCCAAGAUUAGACAGACAUCGCUGUAUCUUUGGCAGCGGGAGAGACUGGAGGUGCUCACAUUUGCAGCACCAGUGCGAUUGAAGCACGACCGUGGCACAGUGGUUGAGACCGUGGUAAUGUCGCCUACAGUGGAUGCCAACCCUCUGGACUUCGGCGACGCUGCAUUCUUCGACUUGGUGGAUUUCGGGAUUCAAAACGGAAGCGGCACGGAGAAUGCCACAGGUUCCCGAAGGCUAGACUACACUAGUGGACUCAUUUGGCGGUCGCCAGCUCAAGACAGCCUUGAUUUAGAGGAGAAAGGGUCGACAGAAGAUCUGCGCAUUUUUAGCUCCUACCACGCACAGCGUCCAGGCAGUGCUGCUGAGGCGCUUGGUCGUAUGGCUUCCGCAGACGAGGUCCCCCCGGAUGUGGUGGGUGCAGCAGUGAUGGACGGAAGCGGUGAAGUUCGCCUGGUAUUCACUGAAUGGGUCGUCAAGGCCAAGCUAUCCUCGAUGAUGGCUUCUUUACGAGUAAUGCCACAAGACAGGCUGCGAACCCAUGACAUGAGGCUGAUGCAGGUAGAUCUGAUGAAGCGGGGCAAGGUUUUCGUGGAAGGCAGAAGGAAGUCCGCAAUCAUACACAUCCGUGACCAGCUCUUGGAAGCUGGAUGUGUCCCAGAAAGUUUUACGGGAUGCCAGGCAGUGCUCGAUCUGCCUGAGGGUGCCUUCCUGGAUCGCAACAGGAAUCCCUCGAAGCCGUGCUCCGUAUUGAUUGAGAACCUCUUGAUCAUCGGCACCGCGAUGCCGGAGGUUCAACAAGAUCGGAGAUUGCAAGCAGCAGAGGAUGCACCUCGCGAUGACGGAGCAUAUGUUUCAGACCCUGACAGUGCAGAUGUGGCCCUGGUAAGCUCGCUCCAUCAGCUGCUAGAUGCGGAUGGUGAUUCGUUUCUCAGCGCAGCGGAAUUGAGCGGUUUGACUGCAAGCCUCGCCAAGGACCCACGCUGCACACCGGAAAGUGCGUAA
Messenger RNA from Symbiodinium sp. CCMP2592, 5877 nucleotides. NCBI's taxonomy places the organism in Eukaryota, Dinophyceae, Suessiales, Symbiodiniaceae. The record is from the annotation of a GenBank genome assembly.